Messenger RNA from Diaporthe citri, 1005 nucleotides. RefSeq lists its product as uncharacterized. Bases 1 to 1005 code for a protein of 334 amino acids. Lineage: Eukaryota; Fungi; Ascomycota; Sordariomycetes; Diaporthales; Diaporthaceae. The record is from RefSeq and is a predicted model, not a curated record. The transcript has a single exon.
AUGGCAGAGUUCAGCCGCUUCUCUGAGCUGCCCAAGGAGCUGCAACUCCAGAUCUGGGAGGCAGCCAUCCCUCAAUCCCCUUCUGUCCACUUCCUCUCAUACCCGCCAAAGGACCGCCACAAGAGGCGCGCAUACCAGUGGCGAGGCGAACUGGCCAACGCCAAUCGCACCAUCAACGUCGACAAAGACCCCGACACAGGCGAGCCAAGCAUACGUGCGCGCACUUGGGGCCGCUACUCGUCUUAUUUCGCCAGCCUCGCCCUGCUCCAUGCCUGCCAAGAGUCGCGUCGCGUCUGUCUCGCGCACACUCCCUCGAGCGAAGCCCACGACAGCGACGCCCACGGGGUAGACUCAUCCAACAUUGUCUCCACGGACUCCUACAACCUCAACCUGGCUACAGACAUCAUCUGUGUCCAAGACCCCGAUCCGCACUUUCCUUGGAGCCAGCCACGACGCCUCUCCUUGUUACCAAGACUGGAUCCCGUGCGCAUUGCUCUCGAGCGUCGGCCGUAUCUCGACUGCAACGAAAUGGGUAACUGGAUCACGGAACUCAGUGGAGGAAUUGAUGGCGACUAUGACUGUGCGACAUCACUUGGCAAUGAGGAUGGAGACCCAGGUCUGAAAAUGAUCUAUCUUCUGGACUACGACAUGAAGCCAAAACACGCGAUUGUCGCAGGAACAUCACAAACGAAUCAUGAUGGAACCAAGCCCCCAAAUGAAUCAGAGAGUGAGUCUGAUGAUCGUUCAGCCGUCAAGCUGCCAGGCCACACUUCCACACACAACGGCAGAUUUCACGGACAUGGCGUGAAGUGCUACGCUCUUUCUGCCAACAUCAAAGAGACCUGCGCUGGGUGGGUCGUUCCUCAGGAGAGUCGUGACUUUCAUUCCGAUGUUUGCUUCCAUAUUCAACAUCGCUAUGGCUUCGCAGUUGUCCAUAGUCUAGAGGAGGCAAAGAAAGGAGAGUACAUGAUCUGUGUCGAGUUCCUGGCCUGCGUCAAGGCUUGA